AUGGUCCAAGUCUCAACUGUGGUGACGGCAUCUGUCGUAACCGCCGCCGCCGCCAUCGUUGGUUAUGCCGCAUACUUUGACUAUCAGCGUCGAAACCAGGCCGAGUUCCGCCGGAACCUGAGGAGGAACGAGCGUAAGCAGGCCCGCGCUGCCAAGGAGGAGGCCGAGGCUUCGACCCAGCAACAACGCAAGAACAUCCGCGCCAGGGUUGAGGAGGCCAAGGAGGAGGGCUUCCCUACCGGUGUGGAGGAGCGGGAGGCCUUCUUCAACGAGCAGGUCAUGGCCGGAGAGAUGCUCAGCCAAGAUCCUUCCAAGGCUCUUGAGUCUGCUCUGGCUUUCUACAAGGGUCUCAAGGUCUAUCCCGCGCCUGGAGACCUGAUCCGCAUCUAUGACAGCACUGUCCCCAAGCCCAUAUUAGAUAUUCUGGCCGAGAUGAUCGCUUAUGACUCGACGCUCGACAUCCGGACGCCCGCUGCUCCUGCUGGCAUCAACCUUGCCGACAUUCCCAACGUUGGCCUCGACUAA
This is a messenger RNA of Fusarium keratoplasticum, 525 nucleotides long. Its product is annotated as Mitochondrial import receptor subunit tom20. The transcript has 4 exons. Gene Ontology annotation, cellular component: mitochondrial outer membrane; mitochondrial outer membrane translocase complex. The coding region runs from base 1 to 525 and encodes 174 amino acids. Gene Ontology annotation, molecular function: transmembrane protein transporter activity. NCBI's taxonomy places the organism in Eukaryota, Fungi, Ascomycota, Sordariomycetes, Hypocreales, Nectriaceae. The record is from RefSeq and is a predicted model, not a curated record. Gene Ontology annotation, biological process: tRNA import into mitochondrion; protein import into mitochondrial matrix; protein targeting.